CUCGAAUAUUGUCGACCCAAAUUGAAAAAUAAAAAUAAUAUUCACAGGGCUGAUGUUAGAGAUUGCCAGGAAGCAAAGGCAGGGACGCUAGAGAGAGAAGUAUGGGGGUGACAAAGGAACAAGUUGAAUCUACUUUGAAAUCAAAAUUGAAUCCUUCACAUCUUGAAAUAAUUGAUACAUCUGGAGGAUGUGGUGCAAGCUUUGCAAUUGAGAUUGUUUCAGAACAGUUUGAAGGGAAGAGGUUGCUCGAGCGACAUCGACUGGUUAAUGCUGCUUUGGAAGAGGAGAUGAAACAGAUUCAUGCCCUCUCAAUAAAGAAAGCUGUGACCCCAGGACAGUGGAAACAACAACUAGAGUCUGAAAAAUCAACAUCUGCUGCUUAAAAAUUUGUUUUCUGAUAGCUUAUAAGCAUGAACAGAGAAAAAGAUAAAUGUUGAACUAGGUUAAUUCACCUAGUUUUGUUACUGGGCAAAUGUUAAGAUUAUUGCUUAAAUUCUGAUUUUAGCCUGAAUGGGGUUCAUAGGAUUCUUGAACUGAUAUUAUUCAACAUUUACAGUGUCUUUGGAUGAAA
Hevea brasiliensis (rubber tree) is the source of this 571-nucleotide messenger RNA. RefSeq names its product protein BOLA2. The record is from RefSeq and is a predicted model, not a curated record. The coding region runs from base 102 to 383 and encodes 93 amino acids. NCBI's taxonomy places the organism in Eukaryota, Viridiplantae, Streptophyta, Magnoliopsida, Malpighiales, Euphorbiaceae. The transcript has 3 exons. Gene Ontology annotation, molecular function: 2 iron, 2 sulfur cluster binding. Gene Ontology annotation, cellular component: cytosol; nucleus. Gene Ontology annotation, biological process: intracellular iron ion homeostasis.